Molecule: messenger RNA, 584 nt
Organism: Linum tenue
Lineage: Eukaryota; Viridiplantae; Streptophyta; Magnoliopsida; Malpighiales; Linaceae
Source: the annotation of a GenBank genome assembly
GGGACUCGAGAACGAACGGAGAGGAUAAAAUAAAUCGGCACCACCAUUCUGCUGUCUUUGGCCUUCGCAUGGCGAUUCUGCAAAUCCGGUCGGGUUUACCCACUCCAACGUUCCGUCUGUCCGGGCCACGCGCCGCCUUCAAGCCGCCACUGCUCCUCCACCUUCCUGCACAGCAUCCGUCACUUCUGUUGGCUGGCGGUGGACGUCGGAAGAAGACGGAGAGAGGGUGGACGGUGGUGAGGCGCGCAGGGCCGAGCACCAGCAGUUACAUUUUCGCUCUAGCGUUACCCCUCAGUCUUCUGGUCUUCACCGUCUUCACUUCCAUCCGAAUUGCGGAUAAGCUGGACAGCGACUACUUGGAGGAGCUAAUUGAGGUUUCCGGGUGGGUGGUGUUAUCUGGGCAGCUCGAACUCAAUCAGGCCAUCAUGGAAGCACAAGGCAUUGAAUACGAAGAAGAUAAUGAAGAUGAAGAUGUUGAUGGGGCUGACAUUGCUACAGGGCAGGAGGAAUUGCAGCUGCCUGUCCCUGCCUUUGGUGGCAGCAGUCGAACUCGCACUCGCAACCGGCCAAAACGCGAGGUCUGA